AUCAAUGCAUUAGAAAGGAUUACUCAAAAUCGCACAGCACAAAGUGCAGAUGUAUGACAAAGAAGGGCGUUUAGGACAAUUUACAAAGUCUGCGAUGGUGAAAUCUGUAUAAACAUGAGACGAACAGGUGUCUCCUUAAAGAAUGUACAAAGGAUUUGUUCUCUCUCUCCCCCCCAUACAAAAAGUUAUGAGAUACGCAAUUCACUUGGCAGACUAUUUAUUCACAGUUAAACUCCAAACAAAAUCUGCAGAACAGAAAGAUGGAUAGGAGCAUGCAACCUACAUCAGGUAAUGCAAACAGAAGAAGGUUCAGUGAUGAGCAAAUUAAAUUCCUGGAAUUCAUGUUUGAGGCAGAAUCAAGACCAGAGGCACAAAUAAAACAGCAGCUUGCUAAUGAGCUUGGGCUACAGCCUAGACAGGUAUCCAUCUGGUUUCAGAAUAGAAGGGCUAGAUUGAAAACUAAGCAAGUUGAGAGAGAGUACAAUAGGCUCAAAGCAAGUCAUGAUGCUCUUGCUUCACGCUUGGAGUCUUUGAAAAGAGAGAAUCAGUCAUUGCUCAUCCAGCUAAAGAAACUAAAGAACGUUCAAGCAAGGCAACAGGAAAACAAAAUUUGUGGGUUGGAACAAACUGAAAGUUGCAAGGAACAGAGACCUGAGAACAGGGGACCCAGCUCAGAUUCCAAAGAAAAGCUUGGCCAGCUAUUUGCAGGAUGUAGCUGCAAAGAAGAGACUAUUUCAAGCAAAGAAGAGACUCGUUCAAGCAAAGAAGAGACUCUUUCAAGCAAUCAGGACAGCAGAAAUAUUGGCUGCAGUAGGGAAGGAACUAAGAUUUUAAACCAUCUGACUGAAAGCAAAGAUGGUUCCAUGACCUCAUCUGACUGGCAUCGUUUUGCGUCAAAUUAUCUUCUUGAUGAGUCAACCUGUAGUUCACAAUGGUGGGAGUUCUUGUCUUGAGCAACACAAUUAUUGCUUAAAUUUAAUGAAUGAAAUGAAAAAACAAAAAAACUUCAAUAUAUGUACAUAUUUUGUGACAAUUUUCAACUUCAAAAUAAAGAUCACAUAAAUUUGGAUGGAA
Jatropha curcas is the source of this 1074-nucleotide messenger RNA. RefSeq lists its product as uncharacterized. Gene Ontology annotation, molecular function: sequence-specific DNA binding; DNA-binding transcription factor activity, RNA polymerase II-specific. NCBI's taxonomy places the organism in Eukaryota, Viridiplantae, Streptophyta, Magnoliopsida, Malpighiales, Euphorbiaceae. Gene Ontology annotation, biological process: positive regulation of DNA-templated transcription. The record is from RefSeq and is a predicted model, not a curated record. Gene Ontology annotation, cellular component: nucleus.